Messenger RNA from Clupea harengus (Atlantic herring), 1964 nucleotides. It is a transcript of the gene pnkd, whose product is annotated as PNKD metallo-beta-lactamase domain containing. Gene Ontology annotation, molecular function: hydroxyacylglutathione hydrolase activity. Gene Ontology annotation, cellular component: mitochondrion. NCBI's taxonomy places the organism in Eukaryota, Metazoa, Chordata, Actinopteri, Clupeiformes, Clupeidae. The record is from RefSeq and is a predicted model, not a curated record.
AAGGUUGCAGUUUUCAACCGCAAACAGUUUGUGUGAUAAGCUGUUGGCUUUUAAGGUUAAAAUGUACGAUGUGCCUGAGAUGCUUGCAGGACACACCCAGACAGUACAACAAUUUUUUUCUGUAUGGGCUACUGGUGGAACUAGAACUGGUGAUAUUGUCAGCCUCCUGUGCCACACUUGUGCGAACUGUAUAGGAGACUGCUCUUAUUCAGUCAUCAAAAGGUUCAUAGAUUGAGCGGGCAAAGCAUGCACAUUUUUGGACCACAGGUUACAAUGGGGGAUACCCGGAACUGUGUUAGUUCCUAGCUGCUUAAAACCGAUAUGAUAGUCUAUCUCCCAUGAGGUAGCAUAAUCGAAAGGAAAUAUACUGCAAACAAAUGAUGGACCAUCACCUCACCCUAUGAAGUGAGUUUAUGAAGAUUGCUUGACCCACUCUGGUUUGCAAAGGACGCUUACCUUUAGAGUACGUAAUUUAGACCACGCCCUUGACGAUGGCGCUUCCUGACUGGAUGGUGUAUUUCCUUGGUGUUGCUGUGUGUUGUUCGGGCCUGUGUAUUUUCUAUCGCAGACAGUUUGGCAGGAAAUGUACAUGGAACAGUGGGUUCUUUAUGAGAAUCAUGGCCCGAUCAGAGAAACCUCUCUUUUGGAUAGCGUAUUCGCUGUACACAAAAACAAAACUUGGAUAUAUGUUCUACAAACGUCAGAUGAGAAAAGCUCGUGAGCAAUAUCCCACUGGACAUUCAAGAACACAACCAACUAUAAUGAAUGGUGUCAAGAUAAUACCCAUUCCGGUGCUCUCUGACAACUACAGCUAUUUGAUAGUAGACACAUCCUCUAAUGUUGCAGUUGUAGUGGAUCCUGCUGACCCACAGGCUGUCCAGGCCUGCCUGAAGGAGGAAGAAGUGACCUUGGAAGCCAUUCUCUGCACACACAAACACUGGGACCACAGUGGAGGGAACAAGGGACUUACAAGACUCCAUGCUGGCUGUCGAGUUUAUGGAAAUGCUAUGGAUAAUAUUCCAGGAUUGACACACCCCCUCUCUGACAAAGACACCAUAGACAUAGGCACAUGCCUGCGAUUCAGGGCCUUCUUCACACCUGGCCACACCGUGGGCCACAUGAUCUACCUGCUGGAUGGUCGAACCUUUGGCAGCCCCAGCAGUCUCUUCUCAGGGGAUCUGGUGUUCCUUUCAGGCUGCGGAAGAAUGUUUGAAGGCACUGCCGUGACGAUGCUGUCAUCUCUGGACACCGUCAACUCCCUGAAUGACGAGACUCUACUCUGGCCGGGUCAUGAGUAUGCAGAGGACAACCUUUUGUUUGCAGCCGAGUUGGAGCCCACUAACACUACCCGGGAGCAGAAGCUUCAGUGGGUUCUUCAGCAGAGGGGUCAGAGACUCUGUACGAGUCCCUCUACACUGGGGGAGGAGAAGGAGUAUAACCCAUUCCUGCGCACUCAUGCUCUUGAACUCCAGCGGGCUCUGGGACUUCAGCAGAAUCAGGACGAAGACUGGACUGCCUACAGGGCCCGGGUUCUGGAAGAGCUCCGGAGACGCAAGGACAUCUACAAGGCCCGAUAGAUUCUGUUCCUAUCUCUCUCACACAGCACUAAAGUCAUCCCUAACUACAGUAGCACAGGCCUAGGCUGCUGUUUAUGUGAAUUGAAAUGUUCUGAAGUGAGGCCUGUUUAGGUCAGAAUUUGGGCAUGACGCCUAUUCCUAGCACUGAUUUCAUAAGAGAUGUUUCCGUUUGGGGUCUUUGAUUUUUCUGGCCUUGAUAGUGUUAUAGGCCAUGUGAACCAUUUUGAUCACAUUCUGAAUUCUAAACCCCUUACCUCAUAUUUGCAACACAACUGUUAAUGAAAAUACAUUUUAAGGUAGGCAAACAAAGGUACCAAAUGCACUUAUAUUUAUAUUUAUGAGUCAAUUGUUUUUAACAAUAAAUAAUUGUUCCUAUUCCUUUUGCAA